AUGGAUAUAAGAAGUGGGAGAGUUGAGAAAAGAGCUAUUGAGAGAGAGAGGAAGAUGAAGACUGCGCAGACGGUGCUGAUAACAGGGGUUGGAAAAGGGCUUGGGAGAGCCCUGGCUCUUGAAUUGGCGACUCGAGGUCAUACAGUAAUCGGAUGCUCCCGUUCACAGGAUAAUCUCAACUCCCUCCAAUCCCAACUCUCUUCUUCCAAUCACAGCCUCAACCAUUUGUUCGUCAAUGCCGACGUCAGGUCCAACGACGCCGUUCAACAAUUGGCCCGACUUGUCAUGGACAAAAAGGCUGUUCCUGAUAUUAUAGUGAAUAACGCCGGUACAAUCAAUAAGAACAACAAGAUAUGGGAGGUUCCGGUGGAAGAGUUCGAGGAGGUGAUGGAUACGAACGUGAAGGGGACCACGAACGUGUUGCGCCACUUCAUCCCUCUGAUGAUAGCGGCCAACAAGGGUGAAGGGAUAAUAGUGAACAUGUCUUCGGGAUGGGGUAGGUCGGGUGCGGCGCUGGUGGCUCCCUACUGCGCCUCCAAGUGGGCCAUAGAAGGGCUGAGCAAAUCGGUGGCGAAAGAGGUGCCUCAAGGGAUGGCAGUGGUGGCGCUGAAUCCGGGUGUUAUUAACACUGACAUGCUCUCCUCCUGCUUUGGCUCAUCUGCCUCUCUCUAUCAAACCCCUCAGUCAUGGGCUCUCAAGGCAGCCACCCUCAUUCUCAAUCUCUCCCCCGCUGACAACGGUGCUUCUCUCACUGUCUGA
This is a messenger RNA of Sphenostylis stenocarpa, 759 nucleotides long. Lineage: Eukaryota; Viridiplantae; Streptophyta; Magnoliopsida; Fabales; Fabaceae. The record is from the annotation of a GenBank genome assembly.